Molecule: messenger RNA, 5061 nt
Organism: Glossina fuscipes
Lineage: Eukaryota; Metazoa; Arthropoda; Insecta; Diptera; Glossinidae
Gene: Sema5c
Product: semaphorin-5A
Exons: 11
Coding region: 452-3721 (1089 amino acids)
Biological process (GO): axon guidance; semaphorin-plexin signaling pathway; positive regulation of cell migration
Molecular function (GO): semaphorin receptor binding; chemorepellent activity
Source: RefSeq, a predicted model, not a curated record
GUUUGUGUUUAUGCUUCGUCGUGUUAACAUUGCAUUAAAUGUCUCCGUUUAAAUUAUCGGGUCGUUUCAUUUAAUAUUUCAAUCUUGUGCAACAAUGUUAAAGAUGAAAUCGUGAUAAAGAAAGGAAGAAAUGGUGCGCAAAGUUUUUAUUUUGCAUUAACGUGAAGAAUUAUAUUAUAUAGACGAAGCGCAACUUGAUUUAUAAGAUAACACGUAUAGAUCUUAUCAUUAUUAUAAGUCUCUCUGAAAAGUUCUUUCAUCUAUGAGGAAAACUUUUUUGUUUUUGUUUUUUUUUUAAUCGCAAAAAUUUUAAUUUGAGCUGAGAAGUAACCGUAAACUUAUCAGUUAUCAUAUAUAUCUGCACAUCUAAUAAAGCAAAAAGUAUAAUUUACGUUGUUUAUGCCAUCAGUGAGUUAAAUUUAAGCGUACGAUCUAAAAUCCUUAAAAAAAAAUGAUACCCAAACUUAUAACGCUAUUGCACACGGUGCUAAGUGCAUUGUUGCAAUCCACUUUAGCCUUACAUACAAAUAAUGCGGCAAAUUUUGAACUGAUUGAUAACGAUUCACGUUUCAUUUCAUACCAGGAUCUCAUGGUUACUGCGAAACGAUUCAAUGAACCUGACGUCACAUCGUAUUCGGAAAUGUUAUUCGAUGUAGCCAGAAAUCAGUUACUAGUUGGUGCUAGAGAUACCUUGUAUCGCAUGUCCUUCGAUUUAGAAGUGCUCGAACGUGCUGUUUGGGAGGCUGAGCCAUCGCAAAUAUCUAUGUGCCAGGCAAAAGGCCAAUCAGAGCAUUUAUGUCGUAAUUAUAUUCGCGUUUUACAAACAUACAGUGAGAAUAAAUUGUAUGCGUGUGGGACGAAUGCUUUCAAUCCCAAUUGCACUUUAUUGCAGAUGGAAAAUUUGCAAAUCACUGGCUACGAGAGCGGCGUGGGAAAAUGUCCAUUUAAUCCGCAAUCGAACAUAACCAGUUUAAUGACACAAAAUGGCAAAAUAUUUGUGGGGACAGCGACCGACUUCUCAGGUAGUGAUGCUGCCAUCCUCAGAUCCGCAGUGCAGCAAUACAACAAUUCUAUAAUACGAACGAAACAAUCUAAUAACAAUUGGCUGAAUAAUCCUCAAUUUGUUGGGAGCUUCGAGGCCGGAGAGUUUGUUUAUUUUCUUUUUCGCGAGACAGCUGUCGAGUAUAUGAACUGCGGCAAGGUGAUUUAUUCUCGAAUUGCUCGGGUUUGUAAAAAUGAUGCUGGCGGUGAACACAUUUUGCGCGAUAACUGGACAUCGUUUCUGAAGGCUCGCUUGAAUUGUUCCUUGCCGGGUGAAUACCCUUUUUACUUUAAUGAGAUUCAGGAUAUGAUCUAUUCGCAAGACGACAAUAUUUUGUACGCGACGUUUACGACACCAGAUAAUAGCAUUCAUGGCUCGGCCGUUUGCGCAUACAAUGUAACAGCCAUCAAUGAUGCCUUUGCAGGCCUCUUCAAGUAUCAAGAAAAUAUUGAGUCACCCUGGAAAACGGUUCGCAGCCACGAUAACACUCAAUUUCGUUGCGAAGGCCGACUGACGCAAAAGCAUUUAUUAGAAUCAUCAAAAUAUCAACUUGUCGAUCGCGCCGUCCAGCCGAUAACCAACAAACCAUUAUAUUACUCGAAAAUGGAAAGAUUCUCACACAUUGCAGUAGAUACGGUUCAUACAAAAACCGAGAAAGUCAAUAUCUUAUAUUUAGUCACCGAUCCGAAUGUCAUUAAGAAAUUAUCAAUCAAAGUUGAUUCGGCACGAGGUAGUGAGGCACAAGCUUGCUUAGUGGAGGUUUGGAAUACGGAAAAUCAUAAGAUAUUAAAUAUGGAGUAUUUGAAAGUCACAGACUCUUUAUAUGUGGGAGCAGAAGAGAGCUUGAUUAGGAUACCCGCACAGCAUUGCAGCAGACAUGUAUCACAGAUAUCAUGCUUGAAUGCCAUGGAUCCAUACUGCGGUUGGAAUGUGUUAUUGGAACGUUGCACACCGCAAGAGUUGUCGAUAGAUUUAACUAAAUACUGGAUUCAGCCAGAUCUCUUAAAAUGCCCAGUGCUAACAGCUCCUAUUGACGGAGCUUGGUCUACCUGGUCUGACUGGUAUGAAUGCAAAAAACAUGGAGAGGACGACGGGGAAUGCAGGUGUCGUACAAGGCAAUGCAAUAAUCCCAAACCACAAAACGGAGGCGUCGAUUGCGAAGGCAUAACUACGGAGGUUACAAAUUGUACUGUGCAUGGUGGCUGGACAGAAUGGUCAGCUUGGUCGGCUUGCUCGCACACCUGUGGUAUAGCAGUAAAAACUAGAAGACGUUCAUGUGGCAACCCUAAACCUGCGUUUGGCGGACGAACUUGCGUGGGUCCCGAAAGGGCAGAAAUGUAUUGCAGCCAUUUGCCACCGUGCCCCGCCCCGAAACCCGUUGCUGUUGAUGGCGGCUGGGGUCCGUGGGGUGAAUGGAGUGAAUGCAGUGCUUUGUGUGGCGGAGGUUUUCGUAUACGCAGACGUGAAUGCAACGACCCCCGGCCACAAAACGGCGGCAUGGAAUGUCCCGGAUGUAAUAUAGAUUACGAAGAUUGCAAUAUGCAUUCUUGCCCGGAAAUUAGAAAGCUGAGCAGUUGGACACCUUGGUUAGUUCAUUACAACAAAAGUCAAGAUCUUGAAGCUACUGAUACAAUUUACACGGAAAAGCGUUUUCGUUUUGUUUGCCGUGCCAUUAGUCCAGAUCCCAGCUCAAUACAUAUUAGCUUAGCUAAAACCGAAAAUCGAAUAUGUCGGGAAGGUGUAUGUCAACGACAUAAUGAUAUAAACGCUCUGGAGGAAAUCGAACAUGCCGAAUGGGGCGCAUGCAACGUUUCAUGUGGCGGUGGUGUACAAUAUCGUCACUUUGGCGAAAAUAAACAUCGUGGACGUCAUGUGCAAAGUCGAGCCUGCAAUAUGCAUCCUUGUCCGGAAUUAAGCAGCUUCAAUGAAGUUAUUUCGAUACAUGAAUGGAGCUGCUGGAGCGAUUGGUCGUCAUGUUCCGUCACUUGUGGGGUAGGUUUACGCAGACGUACGCGCAAAUGCUUAGGUGGCCACGACAAACUUUGUCAUGGACGUUCACUGGAGGAAGAGAAAUGUGAAAAGAAACCUUGUGAAGACUUUAUAGGCUGGAGUAUUUGGUCAGAAUGGUCGGAUUGUACUAGUGAUGGUAUACGUUUCCGUCACCGUAAAUGUUUGAUUGAUAAUCCCAAUGUCAACGAAUGCCGUGGUGAGGAAUUUGAGAAAACAGCCUGUGUGCCAGGAUUAUGUGAAGGUACACAAGUGGCCUCGACCGCUACAUUGGGAUCAGUAAUCGCUGUAGUUAUAUUAUUAUAUGCGUUGACAAUUUUCAUGACCUUCUGGUUGACACGGAGACACUUUAUGCCGCCUGUAGCAUUGCUUAAAAAUAACACGCCCUCCCCGGUUAACUACGACAGUUACUCAAAUCAGUAUUCAAGUCUGCCGACAAAAGAUAUCUAUGAUGUACGGCCGAAAGUGAAACGACAAUCUAGUUUUAAUAUGUGCUCUUCACCUACAUCGAAAAAUUUUAAUGCCACCACAUUAAAUCGCAACAAUAUAAGCCAUAACCAUACACCAAAAGUUUUGGCUAAAACAUAUAACGACUGCGAGUCGGGAACACUGAAACGGAAUUCGCAUGCUUUAAAUAAUUAUCGUUCAAAUUUGGAUGACGAGAAAUUUUAGUGUUAGGUGAACAAAGGUGAACAAAUUCAAUUGAUCUUAUAAGCUUAUAAACAAGUCGGGAUAUUUUGAGGUACUUGAAAACUGCUUUUAAACCCAGAAUCAGUUCAAAAUACUUAAACAAGCAAUAAGAGGUUUUCGAAGAAUAUAAGCUAAACAUUUUAAGAGAGAGAGAGAGAGAGAGAGAGAGAGAGAGAGAGAAAGAGAGGAAAAAGUCUAUAAUCUUCUUAAGUCUAGCCAGAUUGAGAAAAUAGAAAUCACGACUAAAAUCAAUACACGAGUGCAGCUCAUUUGAGCUUAGUGUGCGAAGCCUGAAAUACAGAUACGACUGGAAUACAGAUAUACGAUUAAACGCAGAACAAUAUUUCAUUCGUCAUGCCCAAUAUCAUAAUUGGUCGUAACAGCAGUGUGAGACAGUGAAAUAUAAUACAAGCGGUAUAUAACACGGAAAUGCUUGAAAAUUCAUUCUUUUUUUGCGAGAAAUUUUGAGAAACUUUUCUUAAAUAGUUUUGCUUAAGCUACUUUUAACCUUAUAUAUAAUACAUAGCAAUUUCUAUAUGCAUUUAUGUAUUAGAAAAAAAAAAAAAGGUAUUUUAUUUUACUGUGCCAUUAAUUUUUUAAGCCAACGAAAAUGUGUGCGGCUUCUAUAGCCCUGAUCCUAAAAUUCUAAAUAAAUUGCUUAAGAUAAUUAUUAUUAUUAUUAUUUUUUUUUUUUUGUUUUUUAAAGCGGAAUGCGAUUUUAAGUAACUGACUCAUAUUGAGUUUACUUAAGUAGAUUAGUGUAAAACUAUCUUAUAUAUAUUAAGUACUUUUAAAGAUGUAUAUUAAACAAUAAUAGUUUUAGAAAAACGUUCGACUAUAAUAUGUAAAAAGUAAAAAAGAAAAUCAAUUAUCAAUGAGAAAGGAAGACAAAUUUCAAGACUGAAAGUAAUUGAAAAUGAAUUUUAUCGACGCCAUUAAAAUCAUAAAAUGAUAAAAUCUAACAACGAACUCCGCCUAAAAAGGGCUUAUAAGUGCAUAAAUAUGAUCAAUUAUAUCAAAAAUUGUUUUACUAUCUGUGGUGUUUGAUAAAACUGCGAAAGUCUUUCAAUAGCAACGAUUAUCAAUAAAUUAUUGUUUUUUCAAUAAAAUAUUUAACAAUUUCAUAUUCAAUUACUUCACUCAAUUGUUGUUUUAUAAUGAAAUAAAUAUGGAACUGAAUCGCCUGCAAAAUGCAUAAUAAAGUUGUCAUCAUGGCUUUUGCGCCAAACUUAUAUAAAAGCUUGUAAAGGCGCGAAACGAGAUUGAAAAGUCGCGAAAGUCAUUGUAACAGAUUAGAAAAGCCAUGGUUUAAAUAUACUUUU